Paramormyrops kingsleyae is the source of this 6965-nucleotide messenger RNA. RefSeq lists its product as uncharacterized. The record is from RefSeq and is a predicted model, not a curated record. Lineage: Eukaryota; Metazoa; Chordata; Actinopteri; Osteoglossiformes; Mormyridae.
AUAGGAAAUCAGAUGACGGAGUAUUGUAAUCCAGCUGGUCACCAUUAAACGUCAACCUUUGUGGAGACGCCUUUCCAUACUAAUUAUUUAUUUACGAAGCCUCAUAUAAUAGUCAAAUGUGCUUCUGGCUGCUGUUGUGCGCAGGACAGAGACACAUUAACGUAGUCGGCAAUCCCUCUUUAACUGGAGAACUAAGUUACGUGUGAAAAAGGUAAACGACUCUGUUGGUCGAUAGGAAUUUAUUUGCGCUUUUUAUAACAAUACUGGAUUAAGAAAAUUGGGAUCCUCGGUCUGGUUUGGCACAAGAGCAGUGCUGGAUCCUAGCUAGACCUUUAACUGCCAGAAGCAACAAGUAGUUUCUCAGUGUGGACCACACCCCCUUUUUAUGUCAGACGCUUUACAAUCCUGAACAGCAAGAAAAUGAGGAAGCCGAGCCCUUAACAACCUCUGGUACUGGGAGUGUGAGUACAGGGAUAGGUCUCUUGAGAGAAGAGCAGGUUUUUGAGGCCGGUGAUGCAACUCACCUGAAUGCCUUUUAUUCCCACAGUGAUAUCCGUCUCUGCUUGGCAGACAUACACCCCACCGUUCUUAGUUGUUUCCCAGAUAUUUCUCAACUCUGGAGCCUUUUCAACCCUCCCGGCUGGGAAAAACCCAGCUGACCACCAAUGCACAAGAGACAGAGAAGAAAGCCAAGGGAAGAAGGAAUUCAUGGGGGAGGAGGUCACAGAAGAAUUCUCUUGGGGACGCAGUCAGCCCUUCUGAAAGGAGUCCACCAAAGUCCCCUUCAGCCAAGCUGGGGAAAGCCGGGGUGAAGCCUGACUUGGACAAGGAGUCACCUGUUUUCGCUAUACCUGUGUGUGUGAGUCCUUCAGAUGGGGAGUCACCUCGUUCCUCUGUCUCUGAAAGUCCUAUUUCAGAGAGCCCAGAUCUGCUUGAAUGGCACACAGAGGGUGCAGAGACCAAACCCCAGAGCCCCAGGGCAUCAACUGGGGAGAAGUACCUUGCCAGGAAGGUCGCCGUGAGCUCAACUCUGAGUCCAGAGAGAAACAUGCAUGUGGGGAUGAGUAAACUACAGAAAGGCUUCACAGAUACAGCAAAGAAGAUUUCCUUGAAGUCUGAGCCUCAACCGCUUCCCGAUCUGAAAAAUGUGAACUUGAACAUAAAGCGUGCAAACAGGAUUGCAGAUAAAAUUAGUUUGUUUGAGAGACGGGCAACAGGUCAAGCCCAGAAGGCCAGUUGUGGCACACAAAGUAAGGAUUCUCCCAGACCAAUGGGGAGACUGUCAGUGAGGACUGCAUGCAAGCCUCACUCAAAAAACGGUGAGGAGGUUGUGCAUGGAACUCCUGCUCCAGACACUCACACUGCAUCAGUGGUAGUGCCAGAACGCACUGACCGAACCAAAGAUCCAAAGUAUUCUACAAAACUAAGCACUAAGAGUGUAAAGGAACGGGCAAGGGACUUUACAGAAACAUGGCGAAGUGAAAACAGAAGUAAUAUUGGGAUACGUCACAAUCCAUACCAUAAAUAUGCCCAGAAAGAUACCUCUAUGUCACACUUAAAAUCAAGCAGUGGGGAUGAUGCUCCUUUAGGUCAAGAUAACAAAUCUAAGAUGAUGCCUGGACAACAGUCAGGAGCUGCUCUAAAAAAUCAAAAAGUGUCAGCCACCACGGAACGUAUCAAACUGAAUAAAGGAGAGAGUAAGGAAGGAAAUAACUCUAUAAACCCAAGUUCUAAACUUAGCCUGGAGAAAGGCUGUGGAACUGGCAAAAGCGUGAAAGUUCUAACUAAAAAGACCUUUAUAAGACCAAGUAGUGGUGGAUCCUCAAAUUCCUUUAACAAGGAGAGUAAAAAGGUUCAGUAUGAUAAGAACAUCUUAAUACCAAAAGAUGAGUUACCUAAAACACCAUCAGGAAACACUACAAUCAAAGAGGAAUCCAACAGUAGAACCUCAGAGUCUGAUGUGAAGGACCUUAAAGGGAAAAUAGAAAGCAAAGUGUCAGUGACUGAGAACGAAUCACCUGCACCUCUUAAAAAGGAAACACAGGAUGAGUCUGUGGAGAGAAAACUAGCAGAGGAAGCCAAGGAUUUCCUACACACACCACUGAAUGAAACGAAGCUGCCUUUACCAGUAUCAUUACAGGAUGAUGAAGAGGUCUCACAUCAGAAGUCCGACUCAAUAGUCAUAAAUACGCAGGAAAAUCUAAUAAAACCUCUUACUGAUCAUUCAAGAUCAAAGGUAUCCAAGCCUAAGAAGAAGUCUGAAAACCAUUUUUUUGUGGAUGUAACAACUUCAGGAAAGGACAUCAGCCGUGGCAGAACUGGCACCCAGCCACCUGAUGAUCAGUCACCAGCUCUUGUACCAUCUGGACCUGCUGGAAAAAUGUUGGAAGAUAAGAUCUUGGAUCAAACAGGUCAGGAAACUCAAAAAGAUCAUCAACUUCAUACUAAUUUACAAGAAGAGAGUAUACAUGUAAAAAGUGCAGUUGAACCUGCUAGUGUGGGUCAAACGAUUCCUGUACAUCUACAACACCAGAAUGUGGCUGAUGAGACAGACUCACCUAACCUUGUCUGCACAGAGGUGACAGAGUUAUCUUGUGAUACAGGGGAAUUCCCAGAAGUUACAGAUUUUGGUUUUUCUCCUUGUGCAUCUGUAUGCCAAGUGCCAGAUAAUGAAAAUAAUCAGAAUGAUAUUGCUUCUCAAUCAAAAGGGAAUAACCCUAUAGCUAUUCAUGGAGAAAGGAGUGGAGAAGAAAAGUGGUCAGAGGCUGAUGGGCCAGAUAUUAAGAUUAAAAAUAAUUAUGACCCCAACCCAACUGUGAUUCCAGGAGUGGAGAUAUCAGAGCUGAGCCUGAAGGAUAAGGCUCCCCUAAUGCACCAAUCAUUUGAAGAGAAACAGGUAGAGUCACCACAGGAACCAUUGAAACAGAGAGAACUUCCCGAAGCUGUAGAUGGGAUGCGGGAAGAUGCCACAAGAGUCCCUUCAGGUGCAACACACAGAAUUACGAGGUACACUGAAGAAUCAUUACACAAGGCAAACUCUGCAAUGGACUCACAGGCAGGUGGUGAGCUGAUAAAGCCUGUCACCGAGUCUUUGAAACCUGCAGAAACUAAGCCGCAAACUGACACUAAUCACAUGGAUGAAAAAACCCUUGAGAAAAUACUAGACACAACACAUUCUACUAGUCAAAGUUAUCACACUGACAUGAAAUUAAAUCAUGUUAAUGACAAAGUCUUUGAAAGCAAAGUCGAUGGGCCCCAGCAGCCUUAUAAUGCACAAAAAAAGGACGUGUCUGUGAAAGAUACCAGUGUAGUCAGCACGGUGUGUGAGGCAAGAGGGCCACAGUUGCUGGAUGAGCCGUACAGAGUCAUGGAGAAUGUCCAAGAGCUGGACUCAGAAUACAAUGAAAUGGAAAGAACUCCUUCUGUGCCAACUAUCCACAGUGACCAAAGUAACGAAUUGGGACUGUCAGUCGAAUAUGGGUCAGGCAUUAAGGCUGAAAUUCCCCCUGUUACUCCAAUUGUAAAUGGAGGAAGCCGGUCUGACUCCCAGAUUGAAGUGAGGGAGAGCGCCUCCUGUCUCACUGACCUACCCAAUGGUACAGAGGCGGCUUGUGCUGUUAAAAAUAGGUCAGCAACUCUCCAGCAGUUCCAGAUGAACAAGUGGCCUGUCUCCACUGACAAACAUGCCGUUCUGUCCAGCUGGUUGGAUGUGGAACAGAAGUUCACUAAGAAGACACAGAAGGGCAUCAGCGGAACAUUAAGAUCUUCUAUCAAUGAAUACAAUCUUUUGGGCACCUCCAAUGAGUUUGAGGGCUUUAUAGAUAACAUUAAGAGGUUGGGCUCCCCAUUCUCUCUUCCCCUAAAGAGACAUGGUCAGCCUAAAGUACCCCUGCUUCAUUUCACCCUGCCUGUGAUUAAAGAAGAAUAUUUUGAGAAGCUUUUUAAUCCUAUGGAUUUUGAGUUUGGAAUGGGGAAGAACAAAGCCAAGAUGGAUCUGUGUCCUGGUGAGUUUGUUAAGCGACACAGCACUGAUGCAUAUAGUAGCCUGAAGCCCAAACAGGUUAGUACAGAUAGAACCAGCAAGCUUUUCCAGUUACUUCAGAACGAUCAGAAGAGAGGCGACCAGGAGCAAGAAAACGAGAUGAAACAGGAGCCUAAGAAAAUGUCCUCACGUCUGAGGAGCAGCUCUAUACUCUCUAGCCUUAUGAACUCCUCCUCUGGGACAAAGAAGCCCAAAAGUAAAACGGACUCUGCCCUGAGCAGCCCAGUUUCGACUGGCGUGGUUUCAGAUCCACUGAUCUCAGUAACACAGACUAUGGUAACGCUAACUCCACUGCCAAGUGCAGCCAUUCAGCCCACUGUGCCUACUGCAGGGACAGAGGUAGUGCAGUGCCUCUCAGCAUUUCCAUCUCCCAAACCUCCAGAGCAACCUUCAAAGUAUCUUCCACUGGAGGCAGAGGUGACAGCUGUAGACAAAUUCCACAAACGUCCCGGAAAGAUUGUCAUUCAUGAGAAAGCGCAUUUCACUGGUAAAUCAUUUGAGAUCUUUAGAGACGUGGUGGAUGCUUCAUCACUAAAUCUGUCAUCAGUCAUUUCUGUCAGAGUGGUCAGAGGAUGCUGGAUGUUGUAUGAGAAGCCUGGCUUUGGGGGGCGCUCAAUCGCCCUGGAGGAGGAGCCUAUUGAGUUGCUUUACCUGUGGGCCGAAGAAGGGGCGUCCCAUGCACCAUGUCUGCAGUCGACUCCAGUCCCCCCUGUCAUUGGUUCAAUCCAGUUGGUUAUCAGGGAUUACAGGCCAGCACACAUUGACCUGUUCACAGAGCCUGCAGGUUUAGGGAGGCCGUCAUCCUAUUUUGACAACACCCCUGAUAUCUGCGCUCUCAGGAUUCAACCAAGCACAGCAUCCAUAACAGUUCAUUCUGGCAUCUGGUUGGUCUACAGUGAGGCAAGAUAUGCUGGUCAAUUGGCCGUGCUGGAACCGGGCCAGUACCCCAAUUCCGAGUCCUGGGGCUUCCCGGCACCCUGUGUCGGUUCCAUACGACCACUCCGAAUGGGUGGACUGAAGGUUGAGAACCCAAAUGAAGUAAAGGCCCUGGUGUAUGAGAAGGCAGGCUUUGAAGGACCUUUCAUGGAGCUGGAAGGGAAUGUUUUCAGUUUUGGAGAGAAAGCAGGGAAAAAACUUUAUGGGAAGGCUAAGAGCUCAGUCUCCCAUGGCAGCAAGAUAAAAGCUGUGGGCUCAGUGAAAAUUCUUGGAGGACUCUGGGUUGGUUAUGAGGAGCCUGGAUUUGAGGGCAGGCAGCACGUCCUGGAAGAGGGAGAGUACGUGGACUGGACUGACUGGGGAGGCACUGGAGAGCAGCUCCUUUCCAUCCGACCUGUGAUAGCUAACUUCCUGUCCCCAUAUGUAAAGAUGUACAGCGAGACAGACUGUGAUCAAGGAAUCAGUGCGGAUCUUUUUGAGCCCAUCACCAGCCUCGAGAAAAUGGGUUAUGGAGUGAAGACACAGUCCAUCGAGGUGCUUGGGGGCGUCUGGGUGGCAUUUGAGGAACCAGGUUUUUCUGGAGACAUGUAUGUGCUUGAGAAGGGUCUCUAUGGAAAUCCAGAAGACUGGGGAGCCCAGAGCACACAAAUCCUAUCUAUACAGCCUGUGGUCCAGAACAUUGUGGGUAAAACUGCUACAUUUAAGCUGCAGCUGUUUUCCAAGCCUGGCUUCAAAGGUACCGUCCGAUUUCUUGAGGGGAGUGUUUCUGAACUACCCGGGGAUGCCUCUUUGGGCUCCUGCAGAGUGCUGGCUGGCAGCUGGCUGGGAUUUGAAGGCCCAGGCUUCACCAGCAGCAUGUAUGUCCUGGAGGAGGGCGACUAUCCCAGCCUUGGCGCCAUCGGCUGCUUCUCAGCCGGCUCCUCCCUUCGCUCCUUCCAGACCACAGGCUUUGAAUUUUCUGUCCCCUCCAUCACCCUCUUCACCAAACCUGGAUUCCGGGGCAGGAAGGUGGUUCUCAAUCAUGGAACUGUGAACCUCCAGAUGAAUGGCUGUGACACCUGGGUCCAGUCCGUGCUUGUGGGUGGGGGACUGUGGGUCUUGUAUGAGGGAAUUAGCUUCCGUGGCCGUCAGCUUCUUCUGAGGCCCGGCGAAGUAGCAGACUGGUACAAGUUCAGCAGCUGGCGGCAAAUCGGGUCAUUGCGUCCACUGAUCCAGAAAUCAGUGUAUUUUCGUCUGCUGAAUAAGGAAACUGGGUUGUUAAUGUCACUCACUGGAUCACUGGAUGACAUCACACUGAUGCGAGUUCAGGCGGCAGAAGACACAAACGGGGCUGAGCAGAUCUGGGCCUAUCAGUACGGCCUGCUGUUCUGCAAGGUAGCUGAAAACUGUUGCUUGGAGACUUCUGGAGGCAUGGUCAUGGCUGGAAGCCGGCUCAGCAUCUCCCCACAGCCUGGGAAGGACAGCCAUUUCUGGACUGUUACUGCAGACGGGCUUGUCUAUUGCGUCAUGAGGCCAGAUUUGGUGCUAGAGGUCAAAGGAGGACAACAGUAUGAUAAAGCUCAAGUGAUUCUAAACACUUUUGACGAAAAUAAGAAAAAUCAAAGAUGGUCUUUGGAGAUCUUAUGAUAUCAUGAAAAAAUAUGUGUAUGUAGUUAAUCCACUGACUUGGAGCCCAAAGGUGUUACAGCUCAGUGGUGAAUUCUAGAGUACAAUUUAGAAAAAAUAGCUGACUAUAUAUGGACACCUAUCACUUAAAGUAAAUAUAAAUGGAAUUUCCUAUCUAGCAGAUACUUUUAUUCAAAAUGAUGUUAAGUGAGGCAAAUAGCACAUCAUUAGUAUAUGCUGAUUUCAGGCCAAAUCCAUGGCUAUUUUGGCAACAGAUACAAUGAGGUUUCUAAAAAUUUCUGUUUUGUAUAUAUGAAUGUCUAAACUUUUAUUAACGUCACAUGCAUUUGAAGAUUAAAUAUAUGAAGCUGCUGGAAAUACA